Molecule: messenger RNA, 3048 nt
Organism: Paramormyrops kingsleyae
Lineage: Eukaryota; Metazoa; Chordata; Actinopteri; Osteoglossiformes; Mormyridae
Source: RefSeq, a predicted model, not a curated record
AUGGACCCCAGCUACCAAUGUGUAGGAGAUGAGGAAGAUCCAGCUCAGCCUUCCAGUCAUGUCUUUGAAUGGGCCCUGUCAGGGAACACAGCAGCCUUGGAGCACCUGGGCAGGCUGUACCCCAAACAGCUGUCCAUGCGGGAUGUGGGCGGGGCCAGCGCCAUGCACUACGCCACCGUGGGACGAUGUCAGCGUGCCAUGCAGCUCAUCGUCAAGGCAGCCGGGGCACAAGAGCUGGAUGCGCAGGAUGUUGAAGGCAGCACAUCGCUACACUGGGCUGUGGACCGGAACCUUCUAGAGAGCUGUGAGGCUCUGCUCAGCCUAGGGGCCAACCCCAACAUCCUCAACGCCACCCUCAUGUCGCCACUGCACCUGGCUGUCAGCCUGAAACACAACACCCUGCUAAGUGUGCUACUUUCUAACAAGAAUAUAGACAUCAACCUUCAGGGUAACCAUGGAAACACGGCUGUGAUGUUGGCUUGCUCUAUCGACAACUGUGAGGCACUAAGUAUACUGUUCAGGCACGGAGCGGUCAUGUGCCGGCAGAACAAGCUGGGACAUUUUGCCAUCCACGCGGCCGCCUUUGCUGGGUCUCAGAGGGCCAUGGAGGCGAUUCUGAAAAGAGGUGAGGAGAUGGGCCACACAGUGCAGGCGCACAUAAACUAUGCAGACAAGUCCUUCAGCAGCCCUCUUCACUUAGCUGUGCGUGGAGGAAACAUCGACGUCAUAAAUCUGUGUAUCGCUAAAGGAGCAAAAAUUGAUCAGCAGCAGAGUGACAAAUCUACAGCCCUCCACCUGGCCUGCACACAGGGGGCACUGGAGGUGGUCAAGCUCAUGUUGUCGGCGUACGACAGGGUUGAGGACAUUAUCAACAUCACUGACGGGGCACUGCACACACCCCUGCACAGGGCGACCAUUUUUGAUCACAUGGAGUUGGCAGAGUUCCUCAUUCUGAAGGGCGCAGAUAUCAACUGCAUUGACUGUAAAGGAAACUCCCCCUUGCUUCUGGCUACCAGCUGUCAAGCUUGGAGAACUGUGAAUGUUCUACUGUCACAUGGUGAGUUAAACAUAGAGAACUGUAGCCUCCUACAGUCACUGGGUGAGUGGAACAUAAAGGACCUUAACUGUCUGCUGUCACAUGAUGAAUGGAUCCUAGAGAACCUUAACCUCCUACUAUCACUUGGAGCAGAUCUGAAAAUUAAGGACAAUUCUGGCUGCAACUUCUUGCAUUUGGCUGUUUUGCAACCAAAAGGACUGAAAAAUCUUUCAGAAGAUAUUCUGCAGCUGGACGAUGUCAAGGCCCUGCUGAGUGAGGAGGAUCAAGAUGGCUGUACCCCCCUGCACUACGCUUGCAGACUCGGCAUCCUGGAUUCUGUCAAAAACAUGCUGGGUCUCAACGUCUCGCUGGGCCACAAGUCCAAAGAGAAGAAGUCCGCACUUCACUUUGCAGCCGAGUACGGACGGAUCAACACAUGCCAAAGGCUUCUGGAGAACAUGACUGACACAAAGCUGCUGAACGAGGGAGAUGAGAGCGGCAUGACACCCCUACACCUGGCUUCUCGUGGCGGACACUUCAAGGUCGUGCAGCUUCUGCUCAGGAAGGGGGCCUUGUUUCACAGCGAUUAUAAAGGUUGGACUUGCUUGCAUCAUGCUGCAGCAGAAGGAUACACGCAGACCAUGACUGUUCUCCUGGGCUCGAAUAUCAAGCUGCUGGACAGGGUGGAUGAGGAUGGGAGCACAGCCCUGCAUGUGGCCGCCAGGGGAGGCCAAGCCCAGGCGGUCAAGCUGCUGCUGAAUAUGGGGGCCCAGAUGACACUCAACAAGAGCGACGCUUCCUUCCUGCAUGAAGCAGUGCAUCAUGGGAGAAAGGAGGUGACCAAUGUCACGAUCGAGAGUGACAGAUGUGAAGAAGCCCUCACCACGUUUAAGCUGGACUCGACUAAAGGCUACCCUGUGAUUAGCCUGAUAGAGAACCUACCAGAGUCUUUCAAGUUCCUUCUAGACACAUGUGUCAAGGAAUCGGAAGACGACCCCAACAGUCACAAUUAUUCUAUCGAGUAUGAUUUCCAGUGGCUGCAAGCUCCAGUGAAAUUUGUAAAGCAAGACAAACAAAAUAAGGCCAGAGCAAUUCAGCCGCUUUGGGCCCUCAAUACGAUGGUGCACUUUAAUCGCAUAGAACUGCUCACUCAUCCCGUCUGCAAAAAAUAUUUGGAAAUGAAAUGGAAUGCUUAUGGCAUCAAAGCACAUCUACUCAACCUGUCUGUCUACUGCCUGGGUCUGCUGCCUCUGUCCUACCUCAUUGUGACCAUGAAGCCCACUUACCAAACAUCACCCACUGCCAAUGGAACCAACGUCACCAUGACCUUUAACUCGAACAAGUCUUUCUUUGCCACCAUCUGCAUGUUCCUGGUCCUGGCCAUGAACCUGUAUGUAGUCGGCAAGGAGGUGAUACAGAUAAGUCGGCAGCGUUGCAAAAUCAUCCAAGAGAUCUGCAAUGGCCUUGACUGGCAGUCCGCCAUCUUCUCCCUAGUCUUUGUGAUUGCUCUUCUUCUGAACAGCCAAGGGACAUUUCACUGGAGAGCAGGGGCUUGGGGAGUCCUCACAUCCUGGAUCAAUUUCCUGCUCUACUUGCAGAGAUUUGAACAUUUUGGGAUCUAUGUGGUGAUGUUCAGAGAGAUCAUGCGCACCUUCAUCAGCAUCAUCAUCCUCUUCUUUUUCCUGAUGCUCGCCUUCGCUCUUGCAUUUUAUGCCCUCAUGGUCGGACAGAAAUAUUUUAACAGGCUGGAGCUCUCCGUGAUGCAGACCUUCGUCAUGAUGGCAGGGGAGAUAAACUACCAGGACAACUUCCUGGAGCCAUACCUCAAGGGCAACCUGCCCUUCCCCUAUGAUUCCUACAUUCUCUUUGUCUGGUUUCUCCUCAUGAUGCCCAUCCUGCUCAUGAAUCUACUAGUAUGUACUAUUCUUUUGUCUGGUUUUUUCCUCAUGAUGUCCAUCCUGCUCAUGAAUCUCCUAGUAUGUACUAUUCUUUCGUCUGGUUUCUCCUCAUGA